AUGCUGAUCCCAUUUUCAAUGAAGAAUUGCUUCCAGUUACUUUGUAACCUCAAGGUCCCAACAGCUGGCUUUAAAAACACAGUAAAAAGUGGGCUUAUUUUACAAUCGAUUUCUAAUGAUGUUUAUCAAAAUCUGGCUGUAGAAGACUGGAUCCAUGACCAUGUGAAUCUAGAGGGCAAGCCGGUUCUUUUCCUUUGGAGAAAUUCUCCCUCUGUUGUAAUAGGUAGACAUCAGAAUCCUUGGCAGGAAUGCAACCUGAAUCUGAUGAGAGAAGAAGGUAUAAAACUGGCUCGGAGAAGAAGUGGAGGAGGAACAGUCUAUCAUGAUAUGGGUAAUAUCAAUUUGACUUUUUUUACAACCAAAAAAAAGUACAAUAGGAUGGAGAAUUUAAAAUUAGUUGUGAGAGCUCUGAAUGCUAUCCAACCCCAGCUGGAUGUGCAGGCCACCAAAAGAUGUGACCUUUUACUUGAUGGACAGUUUAAAAUCUCAGGAACAGCUUCUAAGAUUGGCCGGACUACUGCUUAUCACCAUUGCACUUUAUUAUGUAGUACCAAUAGGACCUUCUUGUCAUCUUUGCUGAAGAGCCCUUACCAAGGGAUCAAGAGCAAUGCCACUGCUAGCAUACCUUCUGUAGUAAAAAAUCUUUUGGAAAAAGAUCCCACUCUGACCUGUGAAGUACUGAUGAAUGCUAUUGCUGCAGAAUAUGCUGCUUACCAUCAAAUUGAUAAUCAUAUUAACCUAAUAAACCCAACAGAUGAGACACUGUUUCCUGGAAUAAAUAAUAAAGCCAAAGAACUACAGACCUGGGAGUGGAUAUAUGGCAAAACUCCAAAGUUUAGUGUAAACACUUCCUUUAAUGUAUUAUAUGGACAGUCAUAUUUGGAAAUUAAAAUAGUCAUAGACAUAAAGAAUGGAAGAAUUGAAAUCUGUAAUAUUGAAGUACCUGAUCAUUGGUUGCCACUGGAAAUAUGUGACAAAUUAAAAGCAGGUUUUAUUGGCAGUAAGUUUUGCCCAAUUGAAACUACUAUGCUAACAAGUAUAUUACAUAAAACAUGUCCUAAAGAUGAUGAACUACACAGUAAAUGGAAUAUUCUCUGUGAAAAAAUUAAGGGAAUAAUGUGA
Puma concolor (puma) is the source of this 1122-nucleotide messenger RNA. RefSeq names its product lipoyltransferase 1 (gene LIPT1). The record is from RefSeq and is a predicted model, not a curated record. Gene Ontology annotation, biological process: protein lipoylation. Gene Ontology annotation, cellular component: mitochondrion; cytoplasm. NCBI's taxonomy places the organism in Eukaryota, Metazoa, Chordata, Mammalia, Carnivora, Felidae. Gene Ontology annotation, molecular function: lipoyltransferase activity.